Molecule: messenger RNA, 4784 nt
Organism: Schistocerca cancellata (South American locust)
Lineage: Eukaryota; Metazoa; Arthropoda; Insecta; Orthoptera; Acrididae
Exons: 12
Coding region: 65-2458 (797 amino acids)
Source: RefSeq, a predicted model, not a curated record
CGUCCCGGCGAGCAGCAGCAGCAGCAGUGGUAGCAGCCGCCAGCGGUCCUCCGGUCCUCCAACGAUGCUCCGGUGGCGCGUCAUGGUCGCAGCGGCGGCCCUCGCCCUCGCCCACUCCGACAGCGCGCAAGGGGCGGGCUGCCGGUUCCCCGGCGCACCGGCGCACUCGUCGGUCUUCUUCUCGGACGCGGCGCUGAGCGCCGGCACCGUCGCCACCUACUCGUGCGAGCGCGGCUUCGAGCUGCUCGGCCCCGCGCGGCGCGUCUGCAGCGAGGCCGGCGCCUGGCAGCCCGAGGGCAUCCCCUUCUGCGUUCUGAACGUAGCAGCGGGUAAGGCACCCAUGCAGAGCACCACUGAGAGCAGUACCAGUGGUGGUGGUGUGCCACAAAAGGCAGUGGAUGGCAGCACAAGUGCUUUCUUCACUGCUGACACGUGCACACUGACCAAACCUGAACGAGCUCCCUGGUGGUAUGUCAACCUUCUGGAGCCCUACAUGGUCCAGCUGGUUCGCCUCGAUUUUGGCAGGGCUUGUUGUGGAAAGAAUCAAGCAGCUACAAUUGUAGUACGAGUGGGAAACAAUCGUCCAGAUCUUGGAACAAACCCUAUCUGCAACCGCUUCACCGGACCACUGGAAGAGGGCAAACCACUGUUCCUUCCCUGUAAUCCACCAAUGCCAGGUGCUUUUGUUAGUGUGCAUUUGGAAGGAUCAGUGCCAAGUCAACUGUCAAUAUGUGAGGCAUUUGUAUACACUGACCAGGCACUUCCUUUCGAACGAUGUCCUCAGUUCCGUGACCAGCCACCAGGUAGCACAGCUACGUACAAUGGAAAGUGUUACAUUUUCUACAACAGACAACCUUUAAAUUUCCGUGAUGCCCUUGGAUUCUGUCGUAGUCGUGGUGGAACCCUAGUGGAUGAGAGCAAUCCAGCUCUUCAAGGAUUUAUAAGUUGGGAACUUUGGAGGAGGCACAGGAGUGAUGUCAAUAGUCAGUACUGGAUGGGUGCUGUGCGUGAUCCGAAGGACAGAAACAACUGGAAGUGGCUUGAUGGUGAUGAUGUGACAGUCUCAUUUUGGAACUUGCCAGGAGGAAAUGAAGACUGUGCACGAUAUGAUGGCUCAAAAGGAUGGCUGUGGUCUGAUACUAACUGUCAAGCCAAACUUAACUAUAUUUGCCAACACCAACCCAAGGCCUGUGGGCGUCCAGAGCAGCCACCAAAUUCAACUAUGAUUGCAAAGAACUUCAAUGUUGGAUCAAUUGUCGAAUAUCAAUGUGAUCCUGGUCAUCUGCUGGUUGGGCCAUCAACACGCACAUGUCUUACAACAGGUUUCUACAAUGAAUUUCCACCAGUGUGCAAACGUAUUGAAUGUGGCUUCCCAGCAGAUAUAGCCAACGGUCGUUAUCAGCUGCUUAACAGAACUGUUACAUAUUUGAGUCAAGUUGAAUAUUCUUGUGAUGAUGGCCACGAAAUGAUUGGUCGAGCUUUGCUUACAUGUGAUGUUGAUGAACGAUGGAAUGGACCUCCACCAUUCUGCCAAGCUAUUGAGUGUGAAGAACCACCUUCAAUAGAAAAUGGACACUACUCUCUCAGCAACAAUGCUACCAUUGUAGGGACAGUGGUAGAAUAUCGCUGCAUGUCACAACAUUUUAAACUUGUUGGACCCAAGCAGAUUCAAUGCAUGUCCAAUGGCCUAUAUGAUCAACCACCUCCAGUAUGCAAAGAAGAAGUGAAGCCAACAAAUGCAGUACCUCCAACAAGAGCAACAAAACCACCAGCAAGGACAAGAAAUCCAGCAAAUGUUGCUCCAACGGCUCGUCCAACUAUUUAUGGACCAACUGUUAUCAGUCCUGUAAGCAGAACAACAGCAGCUGCUAUAUCUACUAGUGGCUAUGAGGUUAACUUGGCCAACACUCCUCAGCCUGAUGCUUCACGCCCACAGGACAAUGAAGUUCCAGACAGUGUAAAUAUCAAGAGCAGCUUGCCAGAUGCUGACAUUGCCCAUUCUGUAAUUGAGGAGAAACGUGAAACAGUGGGAGCCAGACUUAACCUUGGUGCCAUAAUAGCCCUUGGUGUAUUUGGUGGUUUUGUAUUUUUAGCAGCAGUUGUUACUACCAUAGUCAUCCUUGUAAGAAGGAGCCACAGUACUAAACAUUAUCGACAUAGAGCCUCACCUGAUUGCAACACAGUAGCAUCAUUUGACUCGUCAGGCUCAGAGAGUCGUGGUGGGCUCAAUCGUUACUAUCGCCAAGCGUGGGAAAAUCUGCAUCAAACAGCAGCUGGGCACGAUCCACUGAGGCGCAAAGAAACAUUGGACGAGCCAACUGGUUACCGGGAAGGUCUACGUGAUGGCAGUGAACUAGUUGUAACUGAUGUGGCUCCAAAACCUUCAGCCGUAGCUGCUGCAGCUGCUGAGAAGAGACGACAUCACCACCAUCACCACCACCACAGGCCACGGUACUGAGCCUAUCAUCCUGGCACAGGGAGCCUCUUCAGUGGAGCUCCUAGCUGCCAUGCUCAAUCAGUAUAUUUUGCAAUAGAAGAUUUACCAUUUUCUUCUGUUACAAAUGUGUGGAUGCACUGAUAUAAGCAUCUGUAAACAUUUCUGCUGAACUGGAGGAGAAUCAUCUUCAUAUCAGCUACUUGCUCUUAUGUCCCAGUCACAUAACUGACUACAGCAGUAGCUGAAGUGACAACGUUCCAAGUAAAUACAUCCACUGGAGUGGUUUCCACCUUUUGAUCUACAUGUAUUUACUGUUACGCAGUAAUAUUUUUCAAACAGGUAGUUUUAUGUCUGAGAAAGCUUAAUGCACAAAUCAAGAGAAAAUUAAUUUAUUUGGAGUGUUUGGUAAAGUCCUCUCUUCUACACAACUGCUUUAUUAUAAUAAACUGAUUUAUGUAUUAUAAACAAAGUUAAGUCAAACUUAACAAUAUUGAGUCUCACGUGCUAGCUGGUGAAACUGUACAGUAUUAUCGAGAUCACUGAAUACCUUUAGAUGUCUAUUAUAUCUGUGUGAAGAUGCACAAGUGAAAAAGUGAAUAUAAACGUAGUAUAUAAACAGAGGACUCCUGACUUAAAGUUUACCAGACCUAGGUAGAAAGAAAUGUAUUUUAUUUUUGUUGAUUAAUCCAAAUGUUAUUUACUUCUGAAUAGACUGUGUUACCUUGUAUAGUACUGCUUUAUAAUUCAUCUGUAAAAUGUGAUAUGUUCACGAACACAUGUCAGCUGUGUUUUGUUCUUGAUCACACAAAUCCUACACCAAGGCAGAAACUAUGUAACAAUAUGAAGCCUUGAGCUUUCUCCUCUAAGUGAAUAUGUUUUUUGUCUUUGCCAUUUCUGCAUGCAAAAUGAAUUUGUACCCAAAACUUUAUUUAUGUGCCAGAGCUAACAGCAUAUAAAAUGUAACAUUACUUUUACCAACAGAAAUAAUUUUGACAAUUACGAUGAACUCUUCUUGUGUCAGUAUAGUCUUCUUAUGAAACUGAGUUAAUUUAUAGAAUAUACCUGGAAAUGUGUGUACAUUGUGCUCCUUAUAAUUUUGGGAACACAAGUAGCAGUACUGAUAACACACCAUAUUUCCUUUCAGACUGCAUUUAACGCACUGUGUGCAGAAAACUCACUUUUGGUAACAUUAAGUUAGUACCACAAACACAUUUUGUAUUAUUCUUAAAAUACUAUUAUGGAUCACAGUGCUAUCUUAAUUAGCAUCUCCCCCCUUGUGAAACCACUUUCUACUGUCAUUUAAGCAUCACACAGACAAUGCAGAAUUAAGUACACUUCACAAUAGGAAAGAAUACGACACAGUAUUAUUGUUAAAUGUAACUCAGAUGCUAUUACUGUUAGCUAUGACAAUGUGCCAUCCAAAAUCUGUGUGCAUAUUAACCAAAAGUAAACUCAACUGGAUAUCAAUUUCCUAUAGUACAAUGAUACAAAACUUUUUCUAUUAAUGAUUCCCUUGGCCUUUCCUUGUAAUGUUUACAACUAGUUCAUAACUAAAAAUUAAGGAAUGGCCGACGAGACUCAUAACUGUUUCCCAUGAGUUGUUUUUAUGGAUGCAGCUUUAUGGCUAAUAUGGUUUGUAGAGAAGCUGGUAUGAGACUACUAUUAAAAGAUUGACCACUUGUGAUUUAUCAAUGCCUGUUACAAGAUCCAUACUAUAAAUAUACUGUAUCAAGUGUUUAUAUGCUGAAAUAUAUUACCAGGUCUUUAUAAGAUGAUCCAGUGCAAUUCAUGUAGUUCAUUCCAUUUUGUGUAACUUUAUGGUUUCAAUCAAUACAUUACUGAUGUAGCUUCAAAUGAGGACUGGUUUCAUAAACUGUUGAAAUAUGAGCACAAAAUAUACUAGUACAUACCAUUUGUUCAUCUACGAUCUUUUCUUAUGUGCUGUGAACCAAAUAUUUUUAAUGAUCUCUGAAAAUCUGGUUUCCACAAACUUUUUUACCGUAAUUAUUCUAUGGUCAAAACUUAAGUCUUCCUUUUUAAGCACCAACAAACAAAAUGAACACAAAGCAUCAUUUUAAAGAUUUUUUUUUACUUUAUUGUACAGUAUUCAAUUGUUUCUUGUACAUUAUAAUCCACUGGUAUGAUACAGACCAUAAAGCAUUACUAAGUGAAAAUAGUUCUUUCAAAAAUACUUAAUCCUGUUGGUAGUUGUAUUUAUCAUCUUAACUGUCAAAACUUUAUUAUAAAUUAUUUGUAUCUCUCAUGAAUUCAAAUAGAAUUAUGUAUAAAAUAGUCAAAUAUUAAAAUAAAUGAGUACUUAUUAGAAGCACAAGUGUAUGCCAACACC